AGACCGGGGGACUGGAGCAGACGAAUCCAUCUGUACGCCGCUCACAGCGCUUCCGUCGGUCGGAAUAUCCUGCCGUUUUCUUCAGAAACUUGGAAACUGUACGCGAUGCAUGAAUGCUAGAAGCGCCUCAUAUCCCCCUCCUCCCUUUUGUUUCUUUUCCGUUUUAUUCUUCUUUCCUUAAAGGCGUUUCAAACGUCUUUGUCUCAGGAAACUAGCGCUACAUUCACAGAAAAAACGUCCUGAGAAGCAUCAUCAUGAGCGUACUGCCCCCUGUAAGGAAAGACCGCAUAAUUAGCCAGCUUCCUAAGUGCUUCAACAAAGGUGCUGCUUUGAACACAGAGGAUGAAUUUCACGGCAAGGUGAAGACGGCCUGUCUGCAGCAGAGGACAGGAACUGUGGGUAGGUUUAAGAUCUCCAAGGUCAUUGUAGUGGGUGAUCUGGCAGUGGGGAAAACCUGUCUGAUUAAUAGGUUCUGUAAAGAUGUCUUUGACAAAAAUUACAAGGCCACCAUUGGUGUGGACUUUGAGAUGGAGAGAUUUGAAGUCCUUGGGGUCCCUUUCAGUUUACAACUGUGGGACACUGCAGGACAGGAGAGAUUUAAAUGCAUUGCCUCUACAUACUACAGAGGAGCUCAGGCUGUAAUCAUUGUGUUUGAUUUGACUGAUGUGGCUUCACUGGAGCAUACAAGGCAAUGGCUGGAGGACGCAAUGAAAGAGAAUGAUCCUACCAGUGUAUUACUCUUCUUGGUAGGCACAAAGAAAGAUCUGAGUUCUCCUGCACAGUAUACACUAAUUGAGCAGGACGCCAUUAAACUGGCAGAUCAGAUGAAAGCAGAGUACUGGGCUGUGUCUGCCUUGUCUGGGGAGAAUGUAAGAGAGUUUUUCUUCAGAGUGGCAUCUUUAACGUUUGAGGCAAAUGUUCUGGCAGAACUGGAGAAAAGUGGAUCCAGACGUAUUGGGGAAGUUGUUCAAAUCAACAGCAACUCAAACAUGUAUGCAACUUCCAAGAAGAAACAGACCAACUGUUGUCAGUAAAGACUGGCCAUGUGAAAAUGCAAACAUUUGCACCAACAUAAUGGUACCAAAGCAAAACAUACACACAAAUGUACUUAUACAUACAUAGGGAGAAUCUACAAGAUAAGAAAAGUUGGAUGGACAAUAUUCCAA
Molecule: messenger RNA, 1166 nt
Organism: Sinocyclocheilus anshuiensis
Lineage: Eukaryota; Metazoa; Chordata; Actinopteri; Cypriniformes; Cyprinidae
Product: ras-related protein Rab-34-like
Exons: 11
Coding region: 255-1034 (259 amino acids)
Molecular function (GO): GTPase activity; GTP binding
Source: RefSeq, a predicted model, not a curated record